GACUGCAUCUCCAUCCAUUGGUAGAUUGUCCAUCGUGUUAUACGUACUGCUUCAGAACCAGUUUGUACUCUGAAAUUCAGUCGAUUUUAAACGCCAAUCAUGGCGCAACAAGGUAUUUCAAUCUUACAUCCCAUUUACGACCUGGUGCGUGUGUACACGACGCUACUGCGAGAAAGGCCUUUGCUGACAAAGGCCGUGACCAGUGGAUUAAUAAGUGCCCUAGGCAAUGGCAUUUCUCAACUCAUAAAGGCCCGAUCAGAACAAUUCAAAGAGUUCCGCUUCAACGCCAAAUCAUUGAGAGCAUUUGGGAUUCUGGGGUUUGUAGGGAUCGCUCCUAUUGUCCAUUAUUUCUUCCAAUUCUUGAGCCAAGUAGUGCCGCCUAAUGCAGAGAAUGGAAUGGUGAAGCGGGUUUUGUUGGAACGCAUGAUACUCGCCCCUCUGAAUACACUAGUUAGCGUGGUCAUCUUAGACAUUUGUCAAGACCAAUUCCAUUGGGACAAGACAUCGGCCAAGUUCGCACCUGUUUUCCUUGGCAACUUAAAGUUUUGGACCAUCCCACAAUUCAUCAACGUGAACUUUGUUCCAAUAGAAUAUCGCGUGUUGUUUGGAAACGUUUUUGGAGUCAUCUGGAACGUGUAUUUGUCAUUUGCCAUGUCAAAGAAAUCUCUUGAUUAAUGUUGUGUGUUUGGGACAAGAAGCAAUUACUUUUUAAAAUUA
Molecule: messenger RNA, 717 nt
Organism: Tigriopus californicus
Lineage: Eukaryota; Metazoa; Arthropoda; Copepoda; Harpacticoida; Harpacticidae
Product: peroxisomal membrane protein 2-like
Exons: 3
Coding region: 100-675 (191 amino acids)
Cellular component (GO): membrane; cytoplasm
Source: RefSeq, a predicted model, not a curated record